Molecule: messenger RNA, 1363 nt
Organism: Fomitopsis serialis
Lineage: Eukaryota; Fungi; Basidiomycota; Agaricomycetes; Polyporales; Fomitopsidaceae
Exons: 3
Coding region: 118-1119 (333 amino acids)
Molecular function (GO): protein binding
Source: RefSeq, a predicted model, not a curated record
CGCUCGACCUCGAAGGUAUCGUCCCGAGACUAACGACGUCGGGGCUCUGUAUCUCUCUCUCGUCUUGCAGCUCGGUAUAUGCUAUUUUAUCUGCUCUAUUGAGUAGUUCACGCUAUUAUGCCAGAACCCCCAUCACAGGCGAACAGCAACGACGUGGCACGACAGAAAGUGAUACGAGAUGCACCCCCUCCGUUCAACAAGCGCGCUGCCGAUGUCAUUUUGCGCUCAUCCGACCACGUAGACUUCCGCGUCCGGCAAAGCAUUCUGGCCGAGUCCUCACCGUUCUUCGAGGCUAUGUUCUCUCUCCCACAGCUACCAGAAAGCCGAAAACGAAAGGAGCGUGACGAGACAGAGUACAGGGACGGCAUCCCCAUUGUCGACAUGUCGGAAGGCAGCCGAGUGCUGGAUGCUCUGUUGCGGUUUUGCUACCCCGUCGAGGAUCCGGCCCUCCCCUAUCUCAAGGUCACCUGCGAGGUUCUUGAGGCGGCACGCAAGUUCGACAUGACGUAUGUUGUUGCCCAGGUCAAGAAGCAGUUCCUUUCGCGCGCCGCGCAGCAGCCGCUGCAGGCGUACAUUGUAGCCGUGACGCGUGGUUGGGUAGAUGAGAUGAGAGAAGCGGCGAAGUGCACUCUGCGCCGCGAGAUGCGUUGGGACGCGUACAUCCCGGAGAUGGAGCAGAUCAGCGCCGGAGCAUGGUACCGCCUUAGGGCAUAUCACUCUGCCUGCUCCGAAGCCGUCUCCAAGUUGGUGGACACUACUCAACCAAACGAAGACGGUGUGGUCAUGGAAUGGCUCACAACGACGCAGUGGCCGUGGUUCACCUGCCUAUGCUCUCAGCCGGCAUCCCAAAAGCCGUAUACCGCCGCCCGCAUCCCGUGUCGUUCUGCCCCCUGGUGGGAAGACUACCUAAAGGACGUGAAGCUAAAGCUCAAGGAUAGGCCUCACAGAGCCACAAUUGUCGAGUCCGACGCUGGCGAACAGCACCUGGAUCGUACGACGUGUCGGACCUGUUUGUCGCAGAAGAUAUCGCGGAAGAUGCACCUCAAGGAGUUCGAAGGCCUCCUCAUACAAGAGAUUGACAAAGUCAUGUCAAGGAUCCAACUUGAAGUCAGGAUAUAAUUGCGUUAUAUAUUGCUGCUGUCGUCGUGCUUUCGCGCUUUGUCCCUCACGCUUGCUCUACUCCACUGUCUCGCAUGCUGCACACUCAUCUACGUCACGCAACUACUCAGUCGCGCUAUCAUGUCAUUGGACGCGUUCUCAUCGAUCUCGACUUACUUCUCUCCGCAUGCUACGUACUCCUCUACAUGGCAUGGCUAUGGGAACUAUUUGCUAGACUCCGAUGAGCCUAGACCUGUCUAACAUA